Molecule: messenger RNA, 291 nt
Organism: Fragaria vesca subsp. vesca
Lineage: Eukaryota; Viridiplantae; Streptophyta; Magnoliopsida; Rosales; Rosaceae
Exons: 1
Coding region: 1-291 (96 amino acids)
Cellular component (GO): chloroplast
Source: RefSeq, a predicted model, not a curated record
AUGGCUUCCUUUACAAUGGUCUUUGCCCCCAUGGUAACCACCAGAGUAAACACCCGAGUGUACGCCGCAACCGCAGCCAAGGGUGCAGGAGGAAGCAAAGAAGAGAAGGGUUUUAUUGAUUGGCUAGGUGGAGUUAUUGCAAAGGAGGAUCAGCUCUUGGAGGUUGAUCCCAUACUCAAGAAGGUUGAGGACAAGAGUGGUGGAACCACCAACGACCGCAAGAACACGGUGGUGGUGCCGCCGAAGAAGAAAGGUGGGUUUAACCUUGGAGGCCUUUUCGCUAAAGAAUGA